AAUCAUGUGCAGGAUUGUGAUGUGGGGCCCACUUAUUCAGCGUGAUUAUUGUUCUUCUAUUGCCACUUGUGUGCACUCUACUGUACUUAUUUAGAUUGUUAUCUGAUUCAAUAGUUGACCCAAGCCAAAUUAGUUUUUUGUUUUGCCACAUUUGACAGAGGAAACACAUACAAUAAGGGAUUUCAUUUUCCUAAGGCCCCGUUUGUUUCUUCACAUUUUGAGGAAUUGGAAUCUAGCUAAUGGAGUAUAUUAUUUUUUUUAGAAUGUGAUAUUACACAAUUUUUCAAAUUUUAUAUAUAAAUCUAUCCCCAAUUCAUAAGGUGAGAGAUGAAAAUUGAUUCUGCUACAUUUCUAAUGUACAAUUUAUAACACAUUCUUAUACUUCCUUCUUUAUAGCAUAAAUGUAGUAUCGGGAUAAUAAACAAAUAUAUUACAUAUAUAAAUAUAUUAACUUAAUUAGUUUUGUCUAAAUUAUACUUAUUAUAAUGAAAUUCAAUUCCAACAAAAUAAACGGGGCUAAGGAAAUUAGUUCAUUUUUCUUUUAAUAAAAUAGGAAUUCUUUGGAAAAAUUGAUUUCCUAAACUAGCCCUAAUAUGGUACUCGCUGCUAAUGCGACCACAGGGAUAACUUCCCAGUGUGUGUUCUAUUCUUAGUUUCUCUGAUCGGCUCCAAAUUGCCUUGUUCCCAUGGUUUAUUUGGACUCGAGGUCUCUCACUGAUGAUGGAUGUAGGCAGUGUUCAACAAUAUCAGGCAGGUGUUUUUUUUCCUUUUUUUCAUAACAUGAUUCAUCUGACUUAUGUUUCUGUAGGUUGUUCAUCUGACUUAUGAUGACCUAUGAUUUAUCUGACUUAUUGCUUUGCUUGAAAGAAAUUUUAAAAAUCAUCCGAAAUUCGCCUCAUGAAACUGACUCGGCUGAAGUACCAUGCACAGGAAGCUUUCUCGUACCAUCACUGCAAUCGUCGACCCCACAUGGCAGCGAAACGGAAACGGACGCGACACGCUGCAACGUUCGGGAGUACCAGCGACGAACCCAAUCCCAAUCCCUAUCUUCCGAGAUUUGUCUGCGCCCCUGCGGCGCGCAUGGCGCCACGACUGACCGUGGCCUUGGGCGGCGCUCGGGCAUGAGUACAUGGCGCUCGGUGGCCUCGCGUCGCGUUACUCACCCACCGGCACCGCGCCACGGCCGCGUUCGUCUCAACAGGAGCCGAUGGCCACUCUCGCGCCACGGCCACAUAUCCUCCUCGGCUUGACAAGGCCGCAGCCCAUAGCGCUUCGUGCCUGCGCCGCCUUCUCCCGCUCCCGCCACGCGCCAGUCCCACCGCGGGCCGCGCAGCCGCGGCGCGUCUUCCUCGGCCUUGGCGCUGCCUUCAUCGACCAGGCCACCCGCAUGGCCUCCGGCGGCACCUCGUCCCGCUCUUUCGUUGCCGGAGCGCGGCCGAGGCAAGGCGUUUCCCCAGUCGAGCAGAUUCUCAAGAAUGUCGAGUGGCCAGAUGAGUUCCCUUUCAAGCCUGAGGACUUCAGCCGCUUCGACGAAUCAUCAGAUACUCUGUUCUACUCGGUUCCACGUUUUGUCACUCACAUUGAUGACCAAGCAAUCCAAGCUCUCACAGAGUACUAUUCUGAAGUUCUUCCUCCAAGUAAUACUCCUGGGGUGGCCAUUCUGGACAUGUGCAGCAGCUGGGUCAGCCAUUAUCCUCCCGGUUACAGACAAGAGAAGAUCGUGGGGAUGGGUAUGAAUGAAGAUGAACUGAAAAAGAACUCGGUACUGACUCAGUAUGUCGUGCAAGACCUCAAUGUGAACCCAAAGCUUCCUUUCGAAGAUAACACUUUUGAUGUUAUCACCAAUGUGGUUAGUGUAGAUUACCUUACAAAGCCAAUAGAUGUUUUUAAGGAGAUGCGACGAAUACUCAAGCCAAGCGGCCUUGCCAUAAUGAGCUUUUCAAACCGGUGCUUUUGGACAAAAGCUAUAUCUAUAUGGACCUCAACUGGUGAUGCUGAUCAUGCAUGGAUAGUUGGUGCUUACUUCCAUUAUGUUGGAGGUUUUGAACCUCCCCAGGCACUUGAUAUAUCUCCUAAUCCAGGACGAACUGACCCAAUGUAUGUUGUAUGCUCGAGAAAGAAAAUAGGGUAACUAAACAAUAUAUUUGGCAAGUGUGCAUAUAUAUUUGCAGUGCUAUCAAGAAACAAAUAGAAGGAAAAAUACAAGAAGCAAGUUGUUUGGCCCUGAUCGCAGGACCUAUUGGUGAGCUGAUGUUUCCGUGAGUAAUGUAACGACAGAAAAAAGAAGCAACUACUACAUAAACUAUUUAUAGAAGCGGCAGAUUCACUUCAUAGGUUGUAGCAACUGUCUUUACUAAAAGUGUGUUUGGUUUGAGGAAUGAAGUGAUCCAUCUUCUUCUCACUC
Messenger RNA from Zea mays, 2404 nucleotides. RefSeq names its product S-adenosyl-L-methionine-dependent methyltransferase superfamily protein. The transcript has 9 exons. NCBI's taxonomy places the organism in Eukaryota, Viridiplantae, Streptophyta, Magnoliopsida, Poales, Poaceae. Bases 1130 to 2131 code for a protein of 333 amino acids. Gene Ontology annotation, molecular function: S-adenosylmethionine-dependent methyltransferase activity. The record is from RefSeq and is a predicted model, not a curated record.